AUGGCUCGUCCCCGUCAUGCUCCCCAAUGUACUAUCGUGAUAAAGCUAGGUACUUCGUCUAUCGUCCACGAAAAGACGCAUCAGCCCUUGCUUUCGACCCUUUCCUCUGUUGUAGAAACUGUUGUGCAUCUGCGCAGCCAAGGACAUAGAGUGGUGCUCGUCAGCUCUGGUGCUAUCGGUGUUGGGUUGCAGCGAAUGAACAUGCCAAGUCGUCCGAAGAGUCUAUCAGGAAAACAAGCACUGGCAGCUAUUGGACAGGGUAGACUGAUUGCUUUAUGGGACGAUCUCUUUGGUCACUUAGAACAACCUAUCGCUCAGGUUCUUCUUACUCGAGGUGAUAUCGCGGAUCGAACUAGAUAUUUAAAUGCUGUAAACACUUUCAAUGAACUUUUGUCUAUGGGUGUUGUACCUAUCGUGAACGAGAACGAUACCGUUUCAGUCAGCGAAAUAAAAUUUGGCGACAAUGACACAUUGUCUGCCAUCACGUCGUCCAUGAUCCACGCUGAUUAUCUCUUCCUACUGACGGACGUGGAUGGGCUGUAUACCUCAAAUCCAAGGAAAGACCCAAACGCAAAGCAAAUAGAAGUCGUGACGUCGAUAUCUGCCAUCAGAUCACAAGUUAGCACAACGACCCUCGGAUCAAGCCUUGGUACGGGAGGCAUGGAAACAAAAAUCAUUGCUGCGGAAAUCGCCACUGGCUGCAGCAAGCACCCAGAAAAUAUUUUUGGCAUCAUUGAGUAUCACAGCUCGCUAAAAGCCUCGUCGACGCCAGGAACACCUCUUGAACCUCUAUCGAGGACGGGGAGUCCUGUUCACAGCCCACCCACUCCCGAUUCACAUAGGUCUGGCAGCCCACAUGUUUGUCCUUUGCCUCGGCCGCCCCAUACGGUGUUCAAACCCUCCUCGAUUCCUAUGCGGGACCUGAAAUCAUGGACGAGUCAUACACUCUACCCCUCCGGAAGCGUCAUCAUUGAUGCCGGAGCUCAUAAUGUCUUGUCUCGCAGAGAAUCCGGUGGUCGACUGCUAGCAGCUGGCGUCUUGGGUGUCAUCGGGGCGUUUGCCUCUGGCCAGGCUGUACGAAUCGUUAUUUUGAAAUCUCCAAGUCCUGCUACUGUUCAAGAUGGUUCUGAACCAUCUUCCUCGGCGAGCCCUUUUGCCUCUACUCAGCCAAGUACGCCAACGAUUCUCGCGGCAUCCUCCAUGACAUCUUCAAUCGCAUCUCUGGAACCUUUGUCACGAUCUUCUUCAUCUACAGCACUUGCAAUAAAGCUGGGAGAUGAAGUACCUCGAAACAUAAAGCCUCAACCUCUAUAUGAUGAUGAUGCAGACGUUAUUGAGGUGGGACGGGGAUUAGCCAACUACAACUCUGCGCAGAUCUCAAAAAUCAAGGGUUUAAAUAGCUCAUACAUAUCGCAACUGUUAGGCUAUGCUGAUUCAGAGUAUGUAGUAGAAAAUAUCACCAUCCGCGUACCGCCAUAA
Desarmillaria tabescens is the source of this 1479-nucleotide messenger RNA. RefSeq names its product glutamate 5-kinase. Bases 1 to 1479 code for a protein of 492 amino acids. The record is from RefSeq and is a predicted model, not a curated record. NCBI's taxonomy places the organism in Eukaryota, Fungi, Basidiomycota, Agaricomycetes, Agaricales, Physalacriaceae. The transcript has 8 exons. Gene Ontology annotation, molecular function: RNA binding; ATP binding; glutamate 5-kinase activity. Gene Ontology annotation, cellular component: cytosol; cytoplasm.